ACAGAAUUCAAAGUUCAAUGUGAACAUUAACAAUGGAACUUAUCAGGGAAAACUUCUCAAACUUGACUGAAAAAAUUAACAUAACAAUUUCCACAAAACUAGUGGAAAAACUUUUUGAACAGCGUGUAUUUACAGUGGAAGAGAUGAAUUGUGUGCUUUCCGAAAAGACCAGCCACACUGCAGCAAGAACACUUAUUAUGAUGAUUAUUUUAAAAGGUGAAGAAUCCUGCAACUUUUUUCUCCAGCUUCUUAAAACAUUUGAUGAAUCUCUUUUUCGGGAUGUUUUUGGAUCAACAUUCUGUGACAGAAAAGAAACAUUUGAAAGUCUAAUAAAAGGAAAAGCAAAAAGAGACAAAGAUGCUAUGUCAAGCAUAACGGAAGAGGAUAUUGAUGAAUUGGAAGCAUUUUUAAAGCGGUUCUAUCAGUCUCCAUACUUUCAAAACUUUAAACCAUUGGGUGAAGAAACAGACAUUGACAUCAUUUUUAAGCUGGAAACUACUUUUACAGAUCCUUUUUUAUGGAAAAAAGACAUAUACAAUCACAGGAAGGAGAAAAUAAAAUUUGAGGAUGUGUUAUGGAAUAUCCCAAGUCCAUGUAUUAUUGAAGGAGAAGCUGGUAAGGGUAAAACUACAAUGCUGAAAAAAAUUGCUGCUCUUUGGGCAUCUGAAAUUUGCCAACAUUUACAAGGCUAUAAGCUUGUCUUUUUUAUCAGUUUGCGUGGCACAAGUACAGGUCUUUAUGAAACACUCUGUGACCAAGUUUUUCCAGUUACAUAUAACUGGAGCAAAGAAACGUUUUUGCAAAAACUACGCAAACUUGGAGAAAAAGUAUUGUUUUUACUGGAUGGUUAUGAUGAAUUCAGUUCAGAGAGUUGCAGAGAAAUAGAUGAGCUUAUUAAGCAAAACUAUAAAUUCAAUUGCAAAGUUAUUGUAACUACAAGGACUGAGUCAAUAGGACAAGUAAGAGGAUAUGGAGCUCUGAUUGUUGAAACAAGUGACUUCACAAUUGAAAGUGCCAAAACCUUAAUUACGAAUGUCUUACAUGAAGAAGAAGCUACCGAUUUGUUAGAUCAGUUGGAUGCUUCUGAUUUCAUGAAAAAUCUAAUGAAAACACCAUUGUUUGUAGUCAUAGCAUGCACUCUUAGGAUGGGGGAAACUGAUUUUCAAAUGAACACUCAAACUGCUCUGUUUUGUACAUUAUACAAUCUGAUGAUUGACAGGGGCCACAGCAAAAAUAAAGACGUAGAGGAACAUAUCAUAGAAGAGAAUAUCCACUUUUGUGGAGACUUAGCUCUCAAUGGGCUUUUUGACCACAAGUAUGAAUUCCGAAAAGAGCACUUAAACAACAUUAAAGAGGAUAUCUUGCUUAAAAUAGGGCUGCUAAAUAAAUAUGGAGCUCAAAAAGCGAAACCUGGUUAUAGAUUUUUUCAUACGUCAUUUCAGGAGUACACAGCUGGAAGAAGAUUAUCUCAACUAUUAUCAUCAGACAAGACUGAUCAUUUAAAGAAAGGACAAUGUUACCUCAACAAAUUACAAACCAUGUAUGAUGUUACCAACAAGUACAAAAAUCUACUAUUAUACACAUGUGGAUCAUCCAAAACUGCCACUCAGAAAGUGAUAUGUCAUAUUAAACAGUUGUGUAAAGAAAAAAAGAAUGAAACCAGCUCUGACUUUGUGGAGUUUGGAAUUAACCUUUUCUAUGAAAGUGCAACUAAGAAGGAGAUGAAUGAAGAAUUUAAACCCAUCUUUUCUGGUAAAAUAUUGCACAUUAGCAUGCAUAAUAUAGGUUCUCAUCAUGUUGAGUUUUUUGAGCACUUACCAGGUUGUCUUAGUGCUCUGCAACUGGUCAAGUUAGACCUUUUUGGCAAAAAAAAAACACUGGUACGAGACGAAAACAGUAAAUGCCCUGGAGAUCUAAAUGAACUUGAAACACAGACGUACAUUUCUAAAAAAGUUGUCAACUUAUUUUAUGAUUGGACUCAAGUGCUGCAGACAUUAGAGGUUACAAUAAAGAAAUUUGAUUAUUUGGCUAAAUCUGACAUAAAGUUUCUUGGAAAAAUAUGCUGCUGUGCUGAACAUCUGAGGCUUAAUAUUAGCUCUAGUCCUGGAAUUACUGGGAAUCUUACACGUGUUGUGGACAAUUGCAAAAGAAUGAGAGAGCUCAUUAUCAAUAACACUCCAGUCAGCAUUGAUGAUGAAGCACGGAUUGCAGAAAUGACAAACAUAAAAACAUUAAGUAUCUCCAACAUGGAUAAAGCAAAUGGACAAGGAAUUUUGUUAGAUGGGUUACACAAGCUUUUCGAAAUUGAUAAGUUGAUUUUGCACAACAUCAGCAUGAAUGAAAAAGAUGGUGAAAUCCUGGCAAAUGGUAUUUCACAUUUAAAGAAGCUAGAAGUCUUGAAAUUGUCAGUUCUACCCAACAUUGGAAGCUCCAUGGAACAUGUAGUACAAUCAAUUUCACACUGUGACAAAAUGAAAGAACUUUGUCUUAUUAAUUGCUGUUUGACUUCAAAUACAUUUAUUAUUCUUUCACACAAUCUAAAAAACUUCACAAACCUUGAAAUCCUUGACUUGUCUGACAACUUUUUGGAAGAUAAUGGGAAGCAGUCAGUGGAAACAUUUAGUCAAACCUUGACUCAUCUUACCUCACUAACAACUCUAUUACUACCUGGAGGCACAGAUGUUAAAUGUGGCCUGGAUGAACUGUUGUAUCACCUUGAAGGACUUCCAAGACUGUCCAAACUUGCCUUUAGAAGGUGGAACUUGACAGAUGAUGAUGUGAUUAAAUUAGGUGCUCAUUUUACAAAAGGUUUUGGACAGCUUUCGUUUCUGGACCUCUCAUUUAAUUGUGUAGAUAACAACGGCUGGAUUUUUCUAAUGCAAGCCCUUCAAAACCUCAAGAACUUGAAAUAUUUUGAUUUUAGCACAGAGGGAACAUUCAGUCCAAUUGGUGAUGUUGUGCAGACUCUGUGCUCUCUAGUGAAGUUGCUGCCAUGUUUAUCUUCAUUGAAACUGGAUAACUGGGAACUUGAUAAUAUCGACAUUGGUAAAAUGAAGAACAUAAAAUUCACUCAUAGAGGAGGAGAAGCAUUUGAACAUUUUUUCCUAGCUGACAAAAACUGAAAUAAGCUAUGAAUAUGUAGCAACAACCAAGCCUCUAACCAAGCUUAGCAACACUGUGAUUUCUUCUUAUUUUUUUUUUCAUUUUUGCUUUCCUGCAUUCCAUCAGUCUUAUGGUUUUUAUUUGUUUUAUGACUGUGAGGCCUUGUUAUUGGUUCCACACCAAAUUUAUUGAUUGAAAUAUGCUUACUUUUUAAGAGAUCUUAUUAUAGAUUUUAAAGGGGUAUUUCAGGACUUAAAUAAUUAUUGCAUAAUUAAGAAAUACAUGCAAUGACAUCCAAGAAUCAGGGUAAACAAAAAGUGUGUUAUGUAAAAUAAUAUAUUAUAAUGUAAGCUAAUGAAAUCUAGCUUCAAAAGCAGCUUUUAAAGUUUAAAUCAACAUCUAACAGCAGGUGGCACUAUUGUACUACAUUUCACUAACCUUUGUGGCAUUGGGCCUUAGAUAAUGUUUUAUUACAAAGCCAUAUGGGUAGGCAGGUCUGUAUGACAUAGUAGGAUAGCAUAUACUGGCAGUUUGGUAAGUGGUGGGAGAAGGAAAAGCAAAGUCAGUGCAGCUGACGCUGAAAGGCCACAGCCACUUGAAUAAUAACCCUGUUGUUGUCUUCACUAUGUUAUCAUUCUGAUCUGGCCUCUUCAAAGAAA
Messenger RNA from Bufo bufo (common toad), 3761 nucleotides. It is a transcript of the gene NLRC4, whose product is annotated as NLR family CARD domain containing 4. Gene Ontology annotation, biological process: regulation of apoptotic process; defense response to bacterium; detection of bacterium. Bases 33 to 3122 code for a protein of 1029 amino acids. The transcript is spliced from 9 exons. NCBI's taxonomy places the organism in Eukaryota, Metazoa, Chordata, Amphibia, Anura, Bufonidae. The record is from RefSeq and is a predicted model, not a curated record.